Messenger RNA from Bradysia coprophila, 2042 nucleotides. RefSeq names its product adenosine 3'-phospho 5'-phosphosulfate transporter 1 (gene sll). Gene Ontology annotation, cellular component: endoplasmic reticulum membrane; Golgi membrane. Gene Ontology annotation, molecular function: 3'-phosphoadenosine 5'-phosphosulfate transmembrane transporter activity. The record is from RefSeq and is a predicted model, not a curated record. Gene Ontology annotation, biological process: transmembrane transport; 3'-phosphoadenosine 5'-phosphosulfate transport. NCBI's taxonomy places the organism in Eukaryota, Metazoa, Arthropoda, Insecta, Diptera, Sciaridae.
GCACACUCGGCACAUAUGUUCUUGACGUUUGAUUUCAAUCUCCACGUAGAGCGAUUUGUUUUCCUAUAAUUUUUUGUUUUAUUUUGUUUUUAUUAAUUAAAAAGUGAGAUUACUGGUACGGAUAAUGUGGUAUUAUGAUCUGGUGCAACUGAUAACGUGCAAUUUCGCUAACUCAUUCAAAUGAAACGUUUCACAUUUCUUGUACUUUAUACACUCAUCGUCGAAGCCGAACAGAGCUAAGAACAAAAAAACCAAAUCUACCAGAGAUCUAAGAAUCCACCGAAUCCACACAAAUAAUAAUCAAGCAUGACGAUCGUUCCGGACAUUAUCAUUUGUGCAUUAAUCAUUGGAACACUUGCCAUCAUACACAUUACGACAGUUUUCAUUCGGAAUGUCGUUCUCGAUGGUGCUGAUUCGAAUUUAACACUGUCCCAACUCAUCGAUCAACUGAACAGUGAAUAUGGUUGGACUUUGAAAAUUUUGGUUAAUUUGUUUGGCUAUUCGUGUGUUCUCGUGCCGGGACUGUUAAUAUUUCAAUACACCAAACGGACUCAAUAUCUGGAUCGAUGUGGGAACGGAUUCAUCCCAAAAGCGGUAAAAUUCUGCUUCUCUGGCAUCGAAUUCGACUACAUCGACAGCAGUCAUCUGCCAAAAUCGAUCAACAAUACAGCCGUCAAAGAUUGUGUCCUCGUUUGCUAUUGCUUCGUUGGACUGAUGGGCUCGUAUCUAACGUGGGGACUGUUACAAGAGCGUAUCAUGACACAGUCGUACGUCAAUUCAGAGGGAAAGCACACAUUUUUUAAGGACUCACAGUUUCUGGUGUUCUCCAAUCGGGCGUUGGCUUUCGGCAUAGCAGCCGCUUAUUUAAUGACAAAGAAACAAAGUCGAAACCGUGCACCGCUGUACAAGUACUCAUACGCCUCAUUGUCGAAUAUAAUGAGCACAUGGUUUCAGUACGAGGCAUUGAAAUUUGUCAGCUUUCCCACACAAGUGCUGGCUAAAUCGUGCAAGAUCAUACCGGUAAUGCUCAUGGGUAAAAUAGUGUCCCGCACUAAAUACGAAUUUCACGAAUAUUUUACGGCUGUUCUCAUAUCGGUGGGCAUGAUCUUUUUUCUGAUGGGCAGUGCGACGGGUGCGCCUGGUUCGUCGAUAACGACCAUAACGGGAGUAUUAUUUCUGUGUCUGUACAUGACAUUCGACAGUUUUACGUCAAAUUGGCAGGGCGAUUUAUUUAAAACCUACAAAAUGACAUCGAUGGAAAUGAUGUGCGGAGUGAAUCUGUUCAGCACAUUGUUCACGGCAGCUUCACUAUCCAUCCAGGGUGGAUUUAUGGAAUCGUUGGACUUUGCUACGGAACAUAAGAAAUUUGUUUUCGAUUGUGUGAUAUUGUCGAUUAGUUCGGCCGUUGGGCAAUUGUUUAUAUUCUACACUAUAGCCACAUUUGGCCCGGUGGUGUUUACGAUCAUCAUGACUGUGCGGCAGGCAACUGCUAUUAUCCUGUCCUGCAUCGUGUACGACCAUCAUAUAUCAAAUGUUGGUAUCUUCGGUGUGAUGAUAUUCUUUUUUGCAAUAUUUCUACGUGUCUACAGUCAGCAUCGCAUGCAAGCUAUCCGAAAACGCGCCGAAGCAGCUAAAUUACGAAUGAACACUUAAAGUUUAAAUUAGAUUUUUAAAACAGAAUUAAAGUAAGAAAUUGUGUCUCGAUGUUAUGUGAUGUGGUUGUAAACGUAAUGGUUAAAGGAAAUGACCAAAGCUUUGAGUGGAAAAAAGAAUCUGAAUAUUCUGGCGAUGCUUAACAUUUAGCUUAACACAAAAAAGGUUUCCUGAAUAGAGUCUAUUUUUGAGAGUGUGUAUUCCGUACGCACACUUUUCGUUUAAGCUUUUUAAUGACAAAAAUUGAUGUAAGAAUUUAGUUUAUAAAUUUCUUCUGACUGUGUGUCUUGAUGUACAGAUAUAAUGUAUGUUGCUUAUUUGUUACACUGAGUGAUUGUAUAAAUUAUUAUUGAUUUAGCGCUUAAUAAAUGUGGCAACAUUUUGUUUAA